This is a messenger RNA of Lepus europaeus (European hare), 4110 nucleotides long. RefSeq names its product adaptor related protein complex 3 subunit sigma 2 (gene AP3S2). The transcript has 6 exons. Gene Ontology annotation, biological process: intracellular protein transport; Golgi to vacuole transport. The coding region runs from base 74 to 655 and encodes 193 amino acids. Lineage: Eukaryota; Metazoa; Chordata; Mammalia; Lagomorpha; Leporidae. Gene Ontology annotation, cellular component: membrane coat; AP-3 adaptor complex; intracellular membrane-bounded organelle. The record is from RefSeq and is a predicted model, not a curated record.
GUGCCCGUGUUAUGACGGGAAGAGGUGCUUUGUGGGAACAGCAGGUGCUGAGGGGGUUGCAUGGUCCGCAAAGAUGAUUCAGGCGAUUCUGGUUUUCAACAACCACGGAAAGCCACGGCUGGUCCGCUUCUACCAGCGUAUCCCAGAAGAAAUCCAGCAGCAGAUUGUGCGGGAGACUUUCCACCUCGUCCUCAAGCGGGAUGACAACAUCUGUAACUUCCUGGAGGGUGGGAGUUUGAUUGGUGGCUCUGACUACAAACUGAUUUACCGACACUAUGCUACCCUCUACUUUGUAUUUUGUGUGGAUUCGUCAGAGAGUGAACUUGGGAUCUUGGACCUCAUCCAGGUUUUUGUGGAGACCCUGGAUAAAUGUUUUGAAAAUGUGUGUGAAUUGGAUUUGAUCUUCCAUAUGGAUAAGGUGCACUACAUCCUCCAGGAGGUGGUGAUGGGGGGCAUGGUGCUGGAGACCAACAUGAAUGAGAUCGUGGCCCAGAUCGAAGCUCAGAACAGGCUGGAGAAAUCCGAGGGUGGCCUCUCAGCAGCCCCUGCGCGGGCCGUGUCUGCCGUGAAGAACAUCAACCUGCCCGAGAUCCCGCGGAACAUCAACAUCGGCGAUCUCAACAUCAAAGUCCCCAACCUGUCCCAGUUUGUCUGAGGGUGGAGGAGCGGGCGAACUGGAGCCCCUGGAGUGAGCAAAGCCAAAUCAGUCCAGAACCAGAACCGUUUUGAGCCUUAGAAGUCAGAGGUUGGGACCUGAGCCUUUCUGUGUGGCGUGCAAUUGGAAGGGGGUUCACACUUCCACAGCUGGGCUCUGCUCUGACCUGUGGCCGUGCCCAUCUCUGGUACACGUGGCCUCUGCGGAUGGGAGGGCCUUGCCUUCCUCGGUGGGCGUUGGCCCAAGCCACUCGCACCUUCGCCUCCCCUACCACGCUCCAGGAACUGCCUCCGGCAGGCCACUUGCUUCUCUGAGCCCCACCACCAGGACCAAGCGCGGUCCCUGGCUGGAGUCUUCAGCCUUAGCUGAAGCUGAGCUCCAGGUGUGAGGUCCUUAGCAUUUCCUGGGGGUGAGGCGCCUCGGGACGAAGAGGGCUGGCCCUUCAGAUUUGGGGGUGUCGGGGUGGCAGGUAAGGGCAGGGUCUUAUGAGAGCCGCCCCUCCACUGUCUCUGCAGGUGCGUCACACCUGAAGCCCUCCUGCAGAGCGUGCUCCCCACCUUCACCGUCCCACUUGUCACAGGUGUGGAGGGGCAGGACACAGUCCAGAUCAGAGGCCCACCUCGCUUCUGUGGGUAGGGAGAGCACCCCAUUCAUGUGCCAGAGAGGUCCCUGGGUCAUGAGGAGGGCCCCGAGUCUGCAGAAGGCUACAGCUGACAACCUGUGGAACAUCCCAGAACUGGGACGCUCUCCAAGUUUGAAAUACACUCUCCUCACAGGAGCAGAAAGCCCAGUUGCUGUGUCCUGAGUGCUGAGUUGCAUCCGUGGGAAACCCACGGGCAUCUGUGCCGGGGUCGAGCGUGGAGCCAGAGUUGGGGGGUCACAGUCAGGAUCUGGACAGGGGAAACACCCGGCUGAGAGCAGGCACCAGCUCUGUGGUGGGCCCCCCCCCCCGGGUGAUGCCCUCCCAGGGCUCGGGUGACAUGUGGUAGACCCUUCUUCCAGUGGCCAAUUUAGAGCUAAGCUUGCUCCUCCUGCGCUGUCACAGCCGGCUCUCAGGUGUGGUGUUGAGCUGCCCUGUAAACUUUCCCGCCGGGGGCACUCUUGAACCUGCUGACCUGGGCCCCAGGCUGUUCCCCGUGCCUAAAGUGACUCCUCCCAACAUUCUCAUCGUUUUUAUAGGAAGGAGACAGCCUCAGAGCUCGCCAGGUAACUUCUCAUGAACUUGGGAACAACACGUUUUGUGUUCCAAGGCAGCCAGUGACCGUGUCACAUGGUGUAAGUGCUGAGGCGGCUGCCACGGCCCUCAGUCCCUCCUCGCACCUGCUGGGGAAGCGGAAGGCCUGACUGAGGCAGGUCGCUAAGCUGGACCCGUGUCAUUGCUUUCCAGUAGAGUGGUGAUGGGCUCCAGUGCCUUGCGCAGGCCGGCACAGGAGCCGGGUUUCCUGGGAGAGCCUAACUUCCGAUGGCCUCUCAGCCUGCCAGAAACUGGUGGUGCCAAAACCAUGGGCUGGCCCUGAAAUUCCAAAAGUGAGCACCGGGCAGCACCCCUCACGCUGCCUCUGAAAAUGGCAUAGAGCCCAGCCUGUGUUGGUAAUUUGGAACAUUAGCUACUUGCCUGCAACUAGCAAAGCCAUUAAGCCUUUUUUUUUUUUUUUCAAUUUUUAAGAUUUUAUUUAUUCAUCUAUUUGAAAGGCAGAGUGACAGAGACAAGGAGAGGCAGAGAGAAAAUUCACUCCCCAGAUGCCCACACAGCCGCAGCGGGGCCAAACCUAAACCUGAAGCCAGGACCUCCAGCCAGGUUUCCCAUGUGGGCGGCAGGCACUCCAGUCCUCGCGCCGCCACCUGCUGCCUCCUGGGCACAUUAGCAGGAAGCUGGAGGAGAGGCAGGGGUGAGACAGCCCCAGGUGCUCCAGGCUGGGGUGCACACAUCCCUAGGGGCAGCCGCCCCGCUGCACCACAGUGCCUGCCCCAGCACCUUUCUGAAAAAGAGGAGGUCCUCCCUGGCCUCUGGAGGCAGGCCUCAGUUUUGCUGCUGACGGACGUCGCUGGUGGGAAUAGAGCUGGCUUUGAACGUGCUCGGGGAGUCCUGGGCCCUGCACGGCUCGCACUGAGGAUUCCCAAGGCGGGGAAGAUGCUGGGUUCUCAGUGCUCACUGACACUAACUGAAAUCCCACUCUUCCAUCGCGCACCUUCCAAGUAACUGGCGAUGGCUAAGCUCUGGGCUCCGCUUCCGACGGUUGCCCCGUGAGGGUUGUUGGCAGAACGGACUGUUGGGGUGGGGGCAGUUUGGCUGUCAGCCUGACUCCAUGGAGAACAAAGUCUGCGUUGGUGACACUUGGGAAAUCUAAAGGACAGUAACCCGUCUCCCGCCUCCGGCUGACCCCCUGCCCUGCGGGGCUGUGCCCCCAGCGGCCCGUCUUCCCGAGUCCCAGUUUUGUCACCUGUGGAGCCAGCCCUCUUUCCCGACCACGUCUCCUGCCACAGAGCCAGCGCCCCUAGAAAAGGAGCCAGGGAAAAAGCCAGGUUGCCGGCUCCAUCUUGCCUCCAAGGGGGUUCCCAGGUGUGACCGUCUGUGGCUUUCCCGACGGGAAGCAGCGUGAACAGCCCGUGAAGAUAAAGAUCAGGAACGGGCCUGGUGCAGGUGCGGCAGCAGCCAGGGUGGAGGGCGCACGGCCGCCCCGGGUGCCCAUCUCACUGUGGCGUGGUUAGCCUGUGCCCACCGCUCCUCGAGCACCAGCAGGGGCGGCCCUUCCCAAAGACACCUGAACGUCUUUCCUAGUUCAGUUCUCCCCUCCAGGAAAGGAAAUGCCUUCACGUAGUUCAGACGUUGAGAAAACAGAGGCUGCCCAGCAGCUCUGAGCCCGCUCCCCUGGAAGCAGCAAGGCGUGUGAUUUGAGGGGUUAAUAAACAAAGUCCCUGGUGUUCCUUCACCAGAACCGGGUGUGUAUCUGCCUGCAGGUGUGUUAAGUUCUAUUUGACCGCGGCCUCGCCUUCUGCCAUGGCCCUCGCGUGCUGUGUUUGGUGUUUAACUUCCUGUCUGUUUCCCUGCUAGCACGCAAGCCCUCGGGGCGGGGCCCCUGCCCAGUGCUGCAUCCGGGCUGCUGUGGACAGCGCCUGCACUGGGGGGCACGCAGGAGGCAGACCGGCGUUCAGGUCAUUCGUCUCCCAGCCUCGCUGCCUGUGCUCCCAGGACCCUGCCCUCAGCACUGGGAGAAGAGGAACCAGGCAGAGCUGACGGGUGCUGGCAGCGGGGGAGGGGAGAGACGCAUGGGUGUCACAUCGAGGAGCCCCUGACCAGCUGCCUGCUGAUGCACUGGGGGGCAGCAGGGAUGGCUCAGUGCCACCGUCUGGCUCCAGCCACCCCCAGAUCGAGUGUCCCGCUCCCUCUCAGCCUGGCCCAGCCCCAGCCACUGCAGGCAUUUGAGGUGUGAACCAGUGGAUGGGAACUCUUUCUC